Solenopsis invicta (red fire ant) is the source of this 702-nucleotide messenger RNA. RefSeq names its product platelet binding protein GspB-like. The transcript is spliced from 3 exons. NCBI's taxonomy places the organism in Eukaryota, Metazoa, Arthropoda, Insecta, Hymenoptera, Formicidae. The record is from RefSeq and is a predicted model, not a curated record. The coding region runs from base 1 to 702 and encodes 233 amino acids.
AUGCCACCAGGCCGAAAAAGUAGAAGUGAGGGCGGCAUGCCUCAAAAACCGGCUAUAACGUCGCCACCGGCAUCGACGACGGCGACGUCGCGAUCAGCAUCGACGACGGCGACAACAUCGCGACCGGCAUCGACGACGGCGACAACAUCGCGACCGGCAUCGACGACGGCGACAACGUCGCGACCGGCAUCGACGACGGCGACAACGUCGCGAUCGGCAUCCGCGACGGCGACAACGUCGCGAUCGGCAUCCGCGAUGGCGACAACGUCGCGAUCGCCAUCGUCACCGGUACUUGAGUCUCUGUACGAUACAUCUGACGACAAUAUAUCGUACAGAGAGUCGCGAAGAUACGCAAGGACGGCGACGGCGACGCCUUUGAAAGAGAUGCCGUCUCCACAAUCAGGACAAGGACAAGCCAGGCCUGAAAAUGUGAUAAAUAAAAAGGUGAACGCAGCAGUGAGGAAGGUACUACAAAGGGAACGGAGAAAAUUUGGUCGCCCUCAACGAUUCGGGGGUUUUCCAUCACUCUUCAACGUUCAACCACCAGCACCGAUGUACAUGUCACCAGCUCCAAUGUACGGGCCACCAGCACCCAUGUAUGGGCCACCAGCACCAAUGUACGGGCCACCAGCAACAAUGUACGCUGCAUAUCCGUACAGUGGAUAUACAGCACAAUGCAAUGGAUAUAGAGGGUAUUUUUAA